GUCUGCAUCGCACACACUGGGUGUAAAUACUAAUAAUGUGACUUAAUGCUAGAUCUAGGACAAUAUCUAGACCAGUUACCAGAUGGAUGUAAACAAGCAAUGAUGCAAAAUUAUUGCUAACAUUGAAAUAUACUAAAAUGGAGAGCAGUGAAGUGGUCAGUGAUUCAGAAUUAGAGUUUGGGUGUCCCUCAACUGAUUCAUCUGAUGAAGACCUGCCAGCUGAGCUUGUUAGCCCUGGAGUGCGAGUUGCCCAAUUUUGUAAUAAACUAAGGGAACAGACAAGGCCGCUUUUAAGCUUAAGUCAAGGGGUACCAUCUCCUACAAAACAGCUCAGAGAUGGCAAUAACGAUAAGCUUAAAGAAUCUAAAGCCAAAAAGAGGCUAUUUAGAGGUAGGCAAGAACCACCAAAUGGCCUAAUUGAGCGCAGGUAUGGUUAUAUACCAAACCCCAGAUGGCCUAAAGCACCAAACUCUUACUCCAAACCCUAUGAGCCCAAGGGAGUAGACAGUAUGGACUCUGAAAGGAUACCUGGUGUUGUGUUCAGGGAUAAACAGAAAUCUAAGUUUAAUGAGAGUGACAUUAACCACUCGUAUCAUGAACAUGAUUUUCCACAGCUAAAUAUUAUCAAGUCUACAGCAAGACCAGAUAUCUCAGCAUGCAGCAAUUCUUCUGUGAUAGAAAUAUCAGAAGAUGCAUCAAUAGACCACCCAAAACAACAAGGUCCAAACUCACAACUGUAUGAUGUUUAUUCACCUAAAACUUCUACACCAAUCAGAGAAGCCCAUAAUCAUUCAAAUACACCUUGCUCUGUCCCUCGUGCAGGCGAUGCAUCAGCUUUUGUGUCGCACUCUCAAAACAGUUUUCCUGACUGCAGAACAUCUAAACAUCAGCAUAAUGCAGACUUAAAUUCUUCCAAUAAUAAAGGGCUCAAGCCGUUACCUCCUAGUCCUCUUACUGAACAUUCUGUUUCUAGCUCUGAUUCUAGUCAAAAUAAUAGUCACUACACUUCAAAACAUGACAGUUCAGCCUCCUUUCAAACAACUCAGGCUAACAGUUCUGCUGAAAAGUUUUUGUCAAACUCCAAUGGUGAGCCUGUGUGGCCAAGAAUUGAAAGUGAAAGAAAAAAAGUGACACAUUUAUUCUCACAGUGUGAUAUUCACCAUAAUCAAAACUGGCCUGUUAAGCACAAUUUCACACAAGAUGCACCUAAUUCUGUAGACAAGUUUUCACAGGUUAAAAGAGUCUCAUUAGACUCCAGACAUCAAAAUGUGGAAAAUAAAAACCAUAAAUAUCAGCCAGCUUCAGAAGUAAAUCUUAAUGGAAAUAGUCAAAAUUCUUUUUCAACAUCUAAACCGAAAUUCAUUUCAAGCAGUUCAUCAUGGUCAGAUGUUGCCAGAAUUUCUCCAAGUUCAGGCCUACAGACUUCUCCUGUUAAUGCUGGUGGUUGUACCACCAAACCUCCAUCAGCUGACAAACAGGAUGCCUACAUAGAAGGGAAAGACAAGGCACAAUGUAAUAAAGGCUCACACGGAAAAGGAUCCAAAGGAAAACAUAGAAAAGCAAAAACUUCAGAAUGGCCAAAUAAAACCCAACCAACUCUAUCAAACAGAAGUGCUCACACACUGACUCUUGAAAGCUUCAUGACUCCACAAAGAAAUUCAACAAAAAAAAGUGGACUAGCCAAUGGGAGGAAAGCUAUUCAAAUGCUGGAGAAUCGUUUUGUUGAACAGAUAGAAGCUAAUGCUACAUCCCCACCAAAGAAAGUUAAACCUUCUCCUAUAAAGAGGUUAAGUUUUUCUAAAGAUGAGCUAAGUGGCAAACAACAUGAGAUGUGUAAUUCUGGAGAUGCAAGAAAUGUGUUACUCUCAAAUGAUAGUAAAGAGUUGACCAUUGCUAAAAACAAUACAGUUAACUUAGUUGAUAGCUCCACAGUAAAAGCUGAAAGCAAAGUAAAUAAUAUUCAUCAUAGAUCAUCACAUCAAACAUCUAAACGUGCACCUGUUCUUUCUUUGGAAUCCCUUUUAAAAAAGGCUGUGACAGAAAAGGAUAUAUUUGAGGAUGAAAAUGAAGAUGAGGAUGAAUACACAAGUAAUAGAACCAAUGAAGAGGCAGAGAAAUUUUGGAAGGUGAAUCCAAUAUCUGAUGGUUCUGCGCCAACAAUUAGAUCUGAAAAACAGAUAACUAUCCCAGUAGAAUCUGAUGAAGAAGAUGAGACUGUGGACAUCUUAUUAAACUCUUGCGUGAAAGUUACAAAGAGUGAAAAACAAUGUGUUGUUGAGCAUGGCACAGCUGCUGAUCCACUAAAAAUUACACAUAAAAAGAUGUUAAAGAAAUAUGCCAGAAGAUACUGUCAUUACAUUGAAGAACACCAAGUUCCUAACCUGGCUGUAGAACUAUACUUUAUCACUCAGCUGUUGACUUGUGCUAGUGUGGAUAGUGAAGUACUACACAUUGUAGAAAGUCAUAUAGGAAAAACAUAUUUUGAUUCCAUUCACAAUGGUGUUUACUUUGCUGUCACAGUUAUCAAAAGAUUAAAACGAAUAUUUUUAUCUCUUGAUGGAACGUUCUUGCAGCUUCUUGCCUCCAAUGAGAGGAUCCAAGCUUUUUCACCUAAAUUACAUAAUUAUUUCCAAAAAGCUUCAGAAAACCGGAAUAAGGAGUCAACUGUGAAGCUUCAUAUUGAACAUAAAGCAUUUAACCCUCAAGAAGAUGGCAAUUUCAGCUUUCCAGAUGCAAACUUUGCACAUGUUUUCAAAUGUCAAAGAGAUAAUUUUUAUGCUUUCUACCGGCAUUACCAUGACACAAGCAGUAUUUAUGAGUUCAAGAUUGAGAAUCAAAUCCAGUAUGUCUAUGACGGGUGCACCCCAGAGCAGAACUCACUGGUCAACCUCUUUCAUCUUGCUAAAUUGUACCUGGACCAUAUGAUUUUGUGUUGUGUAAAGAAUGGAGGAGAAAAGGUUGACAUUAUAAAAAUGAUCCAGAGCAAGGCAGAGAAUGAAAAGUUAUUUCAGACGUUGUAUAAUGCAUUUCUUGAGACUUCAAAUGCCAGCAGUGGGAAUGCUUGUCCAGCACCUGGUUUUACAGAUACCCAAAUGUUUUUCAAAGAUUUUAUUGAGACUCUUAGCUGUCCUGCUUUCAAUGAACAUUUAAAAAAUCUAGUGGUCUAUAAAAUUUUAGAGUUAAAUGCAAUGGAUUUUAGCUGUGUCACAAAUCUGCAUUCUUCAGCUAUUAUUGAUAGCGAUAUGCCCUUACGCUCUCAGAAUUUCUCCGAAACAGUUUUAACCCUUUGUGUUUUAGGAAAACUCUUGGGUUACCUAACAUUUGCAUCUUACAAUAGUGGAACUCUGAACAUUCCUCAAGAACAGUCAUUCAUCUUGCUACGCAUGAGAGAAAUGGUCCCUCUGCCAGUACCUUUUCCAUUAUUGUUAAAAUGUGCAUUUGAAAAUGGACAUCUUUCCUUGAGUAUUCCAUGGAUGGUGGAGUAUUUGUCAAUGAUGGACUAUAUGGCGCCUCAACUCACUGUGUAUAAAUCAUUGCUGAAAAAGAUGCAUUUUGUUCAGAGGUAUGCAUGGCAACACCUGUACAAAGCUGGCCAUCAAAAUACAGGUCUAUUGAUCGUAUCUUGUAUUAGCUGGCUCUUUGAGUCUCCAUCAGUACCUGCUGGAUUUUUCUUCUCCCUGGAAUCUACAGAUGUAGAGUUGGCCAACUGGCAUCAUUGCACGAAGAAAUUCCAAAUUGAUCAGCAGAAACUUGUAUCCCAGAGUUUAUUGUCAUCAUGUUGUCCCUAUUUAGAGCAAGGCAAAGUUUUGCUAACCCAAUUUGCCCUGAAGCAAAGCCCAACAACAACAGUGCGUAGUGUUCUGCCCUUAACACCCCUAGCUGAAGUCAGUAAGGCCCCAGUUACCAAGGCAACCUUAAAUAUCUCUCAAAUUGAAGAGUGGUUAGGAUCUUCUUUGGUUAUCAGUGCUGAUCCUUCCAGUGUUACAGACUUAUCUAAGCCUGGUAGUGUUAUUGAUGAUGAAAUAGUUCCUGCGUAUGUACUCACUCACUUGUUGGCUAGUAAAGAUGCAGAUGACCUGGAGGAUUUGGAGGCAAAUUUGAUGCAAAACAAUCCAUAUUGGAAGUCUUGUAUAAACACAACCAUUGACCUAAUGACAGCCAAGCUGGCAGAAUACACUCACAGAAUGAUCUUACGACUGCUGCUGUUCAAGGCUAAAUCUGAGAUCAGAAUGCAGUUUAUUGGAGUUGCUCAAGGUGUUAAUGCUGAUGUUGUAAAGAGUAAUAUUGUAGCUCAGUCCAAUAUUAUUGCAAAUAGUUUUGCUGAAAAUGCAAGGACAAGCUUCUAUGAAAUGGUUGAAAAUUGUUGCACUAAAGAAAUACCAGCACUAAUCAACUUUUUGAUGUAUGGAUUAGAAGAAGAAAUUCGGGAAACUAUUGUUCACCUCUGUGAAAAGAUGCUUUUGAAAAGAAUGCAAGAGUGGUCCAAAGUGCAAUUAACACCUGUGCUCUUUCAAAGAGUGAUUGUCCGUGAAGCUGAGAAGUGUGCAAGAAGCAAUCCAAAAAACCUGACCUUGUAUCCUAGUGAUUACUCAAAAAAAGUGGAAGAGCUCUCCUCUUCUAGUCUUGAUACAGCCUUUGUUGAGUGUGAACAGCUGUCUGAGCUUAUUGAUAAGGCAUUGUCUUAUGGAGUUUGGUAUAUUAAUGCACUGACACCUGGCACUAGGCCUGAUGAUUCGCAUAUGAUACAUCUCAUCCAGGACUUCACUGCCUGUGUGGAGGAAAGAAUGAUAACAAUGGAUUUCGCCUUUUAUGUGAUGUCCAACUUUUUAAUGAACUUAAUCAUUCAAUACAUUGUGGAUGCACCUCAGAACUGGACAGACAGUGCAGCUGAGGCAUUCAUCCAACUCUGUCAUCUGUGUAAAAACAAGAAGCAUGAAAAUGAUAAACUUAGCAUUAAACUGGCCGAGUUUGUCAGAAAAAAGAAGAGGAUGAAAAUCAAAGUCCUCAAUUUGAUGUCAGUACAUUCCAUUCAAUGGCUUACCAAAAGUGAUGCCCAGAAUGAAACAUUAAUGGCCUACACUAAACUACUGGUACUGUUGGUAAAAUCAGAACUACUUCAUGUGGAGACAGUCUUUCAUAAACUUCUUCAUUCUAGAGACAACAAAAACCUUGAUCUUUCCACUAAACUAUUGGUCAACAAGGUCUUAGUUAAAGUUUUAGAGUUGCUGUGGAGUGCAGGAGACAGUCAGUCUAGUUUUACUCAGGACAGAAUUUUAAAGUUAGUGCAGGAGUUCCCCCUGCCAGAAAAUAGAGAAAGCUGGGACAAGGUUACAUCUGAUAUUGCUAGCCAGUUUAAGUCAACUUUUGGCCAGUUGGUAAAAUAAUGUAAUUAAGGUUUUAUUAUGUUGAUUGUUGUAUUAUUAACCAAAUGCAUUUAUGGAUAUCAUUCUGUAAUUUAGUCUGAUUACUAUGGUAGCAGUUUUUCUGGAAAGGAAGUUAUUGUCACCAUACUUUAAAAUGUAUUGUCUUAUGGAUCAAUGACAUGUUGACUUUUUUAGUUUCUCUAUAACCUUUUUAAAUCUACUGCUAUUUUCUGAUUUUAUUUACUGCUGAAUUCACCCUAACACAGGGGUCAAGAGUUUUAGUCAAUUUUUAAAAUAACAUACUAAUUCUAUUCAGAAAUUGUUUGAGGUGGUUGGUCAAAACUGAUAUAUUUUUAAUACAAAUAUAGAUUUUAAAAAGUAUAAUUUUUUUUUUACACAACUACAAUACUUUGUGAUAAUUACAACUGUUUUUGUAUUCAUGCUGUGAAAUAUUGAUCUGUUUGAAAACAUGUAAAAUAUAAAGUUUGAGAACAAAAAAACUUCAAUUUUAAUGUUUAUUUUUUUAGCAUAA
Physella acuta is the source of this 5895-nucleotide messenger RNA. RefSeq lists its product as uncharacterized. Gene Ontology annotation, cellular component: nucleus. Gene Ontology annotation, biological process: chromatin organization. Lineage: Eukaryota; Metazoa; Mollusca; Gastropoda; Physidae. The record is from RefSeq and is a predicted model, not a curated record.